AUGACGUCCCAGAAGUCACAGCAAGGACAGUCAGGUGCAGGCAAAAAGCUAUAAAAAAAAAGCGCAAGGCUCAACAAUCAGUUCGCCUCCAGGAAAGAAAGCAAAACAUCUCCACAGGAGAAGAAAUCGAAAACCAUUUUUCAUAAAGAAUAGAAUGGCCUUCGUUCAUCACGAGCCUCGCGAGUGUACUAAAUCAGAGCUGGAUCUUUUUACUAUUUCUGCUACACAAACCUCUAUUCACAAAGGGCAAUGGAUUGAAUAUCAUCCUCUCAGCAACAUCACGGACACUGGUCCUAUUGAAUUUAACGUAUCUGGAACCGGAGAAGAAUAUUUAGAUUUAGCGCGGACACAACUUUAUGUGAAAGCUAAGAUCACGAAAGCAAACGGAACCGCGUUAGAUGCCGAUACACAAGUGGGUCCCGUAAACCUGUUUUUACAUUCCCUGUUUUCACAAGUAGACGUUUCCUUGAAUGAGCGACUUAUAUCUGCAUCCACUAAUACUUACCCUUAUCGCGCCAUGCUCGAGUUUUUGCUGAACUACGGAGAAGAAGCUAAAACAAGUCAACUUUCUAUGGCCAUGUUUUACAAAGAUACUGCUGGAAAGAUGAAUGUAGUGAACCCCUUGGCUGCAGACGAUGAAGCAAACCUUGGAUUAAAGGCUCGCUAUGAGUUUACCAAAGAGAGUCAUACGGUGGAUAUGAUGGGACCCAUUCACAGUGAUAUAUUCUUUCAAGACCGGUUGAUGCUCAAUGGAGUUAAUUUAGGAAUCAAACUGAACCGAGCCAAGAAUGUGUUUUGUCUUGUGUCCUCAGCAGCCGGAGCUAAUUUCAAAGUGGUUAUCACAGAAGCCAUCUUGUUUGUACGCAGAGUCAAGGUUGCCUCUUCUAUCAUUCUAGGCCAUGCAGCUGGGCUAAAACACUCCAGCGCCAAGUACCCCAUUCGCAGAAUCGACUGUAAAGUGCUCUCUAUUCCAAGAGGAUUUAGCAGUUUUAACCCUGACAACAUCUUUUUGGGUCAAAUUCCCAAGCGCAUAGUAUUGGGAUUAGUGGACACAGAGGCUUACAAUGGGAGUUACCGUACCAACCCCUUCAACUUCAAUCACCACAAUUUAACUCAAGUGGGUGUGUACGUGGACGGAGAACAAAUCCCCCGAAAACCUUUCCUGAAGUUUGACGCCGCUGGUGGUCAAAAUGUGAUAGCCGGCUAUCAAAGUCUUUUCUCUGGUAUUGGAAAGCUUUCCCAAGAUAUGGGCAAUCAGAUAAAUAGAAGUGAUUACGGCUCCGGUUAUACCUUAUUCGCAUUUGAUUUGACCCCAGAUCACUGCCCGGGAGAUCAUUUUGAGCUUAUAAAACAAGGAAACCUGCGCUUGGAGCUUCAUUUCUCGGAAGCACUCGCCAACACGGUCAACCUUAUCGUCUACGCUGAAUUUCAAAACGUGAUUGAGGUCGACGCAAACCGAAACGUUCUCUACGACUACACAAACUAG
This is a messenger RNA of Porites lobata, 1486 nucleotides long. Lineage: Eukaryota; Metazoa; Cnidaria; Anthozoa; Scleractinia; Poritidae. The record is from the annotation of a GenBank genome assembly.